Molecule: messenger RNA, 1060 nt
Organism: Salvelinus sp. IW2-2015
Lineage: Eukaryota; Metazoa; Chordata; Actinopteri; Salmoniformes; Salmonidae
Source: RefSeq, a predicted model, not a curated record
AUGCCUAUGUUUCAAACCAAGGAACCUUCCGCUCCAGGUAUCACCACGGUGCUGACCAUGACCACCAUCAACACCCAUCUGAGAGAGACCCUUCCUAAGAUCCCUUACGUCAAGGCCAUAGACAUGUACCUGAUGACCUGCUUUGUGUUCGUCUUCCUGGCCCUGCUGGAGUACGCCUUCGUCAACUAUAUCUUCUUCGGACGUGGCUAUCAGAUGCAGAAGAAGUUGGCAGAGAAAGCAGAGAAGGUCAACAAUGACAGGGCGGCCAAGUUCGACAGCAACAGGGUAACGUUUACCCCCUCGGAAAUGGUUGACUCUCAGGGCAACAUCCUCCUGACAACCCUGGAGAUCCACAACGAAGUUGGCGCCGGCAACGAGAUCACAACCAGCAUCACCGAGACAACCACACGGAACUCCUCCUCCAUGAUAUUCAACCAACCAGGCCUCCAGUACCGAAAACCGAGCGCUCUGAAUGGCCGGGAGAGAAACGCCCACGUGAAGAAGACACGGCUACGCAGGCGGUCCUCUCAACUCAGAAUCAAUAUCCCCAACCUGACGGACGUGAACGCCAUCGACAGAUGGUCACGGGUUGUCUUCCCCUUCACCUUUACCCUCUUCAACUUCAUCUACUGGCUUUACUAUGUGAACUAGUGGUUUUCAAGUCUCUCCUCAGGGACCCCCGGCCGUUCAAUUUGAGAACCACUGAACUAAGUAACAGAUGGGAAGGGAUUUUCACUCCUUAAACUUUCCUUGUUCUUGUUUCUCUAAAGAAACCCAUCUGUAUUCAGAGGACAUAUAACUAMGCAGUCCAUACUGAGUGCAGAGAGACACUAGAAAUGAGUUGUGGGGUCUCUUGAACUGUACGUUCAGACAAGCGGAGACAAAGACCCUUUGUGGAAAUACUAUCCUUCUGAUCUCUUCCUGUGUUACACUGAACACUCCACUGUAAAAACAAGAGGGUGAUACAGGACAUGGUAUGUGGUUUUCAAAAGCAUUAUUUACAAUGAUUUAUGCCAAUUAUUGUAACUCUACCCCUUAUUUUAGUGUGAGAAAUUCAUUU